Messenger RNA from Sinocyclocheilus anshuiensis, 1634 nucleotides. RefSeq names its product prohibitin-2-like. Gene Ontology annotation, cellular component: membrane; mitochondrion. The transcript is spliced from 10 exons. Gene Ontology annotation, biological process: mitochondrion organization. Lineage: Eukaryota; Metazoa; Chordata; Actinopteri; Cypriniformes; Cyprinidae. Bases 383 to 1189 code for a protein of 268 amino acids. The record is from RefSeq and is a predicted model, not a curated record.
CGCGAGGGGCUGGGCUGGGUGUGAAGCUGCUCAUCGGAGCCGGCGCUCUUGCCUACGGGGUCAAAGAAGCCACAUACACAGGUCCUUGCAGAAAUUUCUCCUCGGCCUCCAGGAUGGACUGAUUUUCUACAAAAGCGAGGGCACAGAUAGUGGACUACCAGAAAAGGAAUUGGGAUCACACGCCAAAUAGCCAAGUAUCAUUUCGCAUGUUUAGUUUUUACUACAAAAGUGUCUCUUUUAUAUUAACCACAAAAACAAUUCUUUUUAGAGCAAUGGUCUCAUAUUAUGGAUAAACUAUUUGACAUUAAAAACAAUGUGAAUCUGACAUCAUGCAGAGCACAGCUAACACAUAAGACCUACCUCUGGAAAAAGGACAUCCAUAAUGAAUUUGAUCUCGUCACUGUGGGUGUACUGUCCAGAAUGGAAGUCAGUGGAGGGUGGCCAGAGAGCCGUUAUCUUCAGCAGAAUUGGAGGGAUGCAGAUGGACACUGUGCUUGCAGAAGGAUUGCACUUCAGAAUGCCGUGGUUCCAGUACCCCAUCAUCUAUGAUAUUCGAGCUAGGCCCAGGAAGAUUUCAUCCCUCACUGGAAGCAAAGAUCUUCAGAUGGUAAACAUAGGUCUUCGUGUGCUAUCUCGGCCCAUUGCCUCCAAACUGCCGAUCAUGUACCAGCAGCUGGGGAAAGACUAUGAUGAACGUGUGCUUCCUUCUGUCGUCAAUGAGGUGCUGAAGAGCGUGGUGGCCAAGUUCAAUGCCUCCCAACUGAUCACACAGAGAGCUCAGGUGUCACUACUUAUAAGGCGAGAUCUAAUCGAAAGAGCUAAAGACUUUAACAUCAUCCUGGAUGACGUGGCCAUCACAGAGCUCAGCUUCAGCAAAGAGUACACUGCUGCUGUGGAGGCCAAACAAGUCGCCCAGCAGGAGGCCCAAAGGGCUCAGUUUUAUGUAGAGAAGGCCAAACAGGACCAGAGACAGAAGAUUAUACAGGCUGAGGGUGAAGCUGAGGCUGCUAAAAUGUUGGGUCAAGCUGUUAUGAAGAACCCUGGUUACCUAAAACUCAGACGUAUCAGAGCAGCCCAAAAUAUUGCCAAAACGGUGGCAGCUUCUCAGAACAAGGUGUACCUGAGUGCAGACAGCCUCGUUUUGAACCUCCAAGACAGCUCUUUCAACAAGCUGUCACUAGGGAAAUGAGGAGCAUCAUCCAUGAAGAACAUAUGCAUUCCAUAUGUAAGCAGUGUUUGCUGAGCCACUAUAUUUAUGUCCCUUUCCUAAACGUGACUGUGAGCAGAGCCUCUCUCACAGUAAAGUUCUGCUGGGGCUCAGAUAAGACAUGAGUCUGGCAGCCAUACAGAUUCACAUGUACCUGUUAAUACACAUUGAUUCAGUCAUUCGGGACUAUUUUCUGGCACAUUCAGCUUAAGAAUUGGAGUUUUGGUAUCAGAUAGCUUUAAAUGCUAAUGGUGAUCACAAAAUAUACACUGCAAAUAAUAAAUGGUCACUUGUUCAUUUAUUCCUAAAUGUCCCUAUAAAGACACACAAAUAAGAUCCUGACCAGGGCCAGUAGCUAAAAAGUUGCUGAUUGUUUACAGAACAUUAAGCGUUUGAUCAAUCGUGAUUAAUUGCAUCCAAAAUAAAC